Messenger RNA from Puccinia triticina, 1623 nucleotides. RefSeq lists its product as uncharacterized. Gene Ontology annotation, biological process: protein O-linked glycosylation via mannose. The coding region runs from base 1 to 1623 and encodes 540 amino acids. Lineage: Eukaryota; Fungi; Basidiomycota; Pucciniomycetes; Pucciniales; Pucciniaceae. Gene Ontology annotation, molecular function: glucuronosyltransferase activity; xylosyltransferase activity. The transcript has 4 exons. The record is from RefSeq and is a predicted model, not a curated record.
AUGCCACUAUUGACCAGGUUAUUGAAGCCGUUAUGGACCCUCUAUCUCCUCUCGGCUAUACUCUAUACUACCUCAGUGGUUGUGCUCUUUCCGGGCUUCCGUCUGCUUUUCCAGGGGAUCUUCAACAGCCACCAGUCUGCCGGCGACCCCACCUUCUCAGCCCUCCAAACUUCCACCAUCCAAAUUGUACCCAGGCUUCUUCCCAAUCACCACAUCGAUUUACAUUCGCUUUAUCACCUGAAAAUCAGGAAGAACCUCAAAGGCACCUCCGUCAACACUGACGAGGUAAUUGCCGAGGAUGACGCGUCGUUGUGGACAGCGAAGACCGGCAAAGUUUCCCUCAGAGUCUCCUCUCCCACUUCCUUCCGACGCACCGCUGAUGGCCGGCCGAUCCCGCCCCGGAGUACCCUGAAAGGCUUCGACCCGUCUCUCUCAGACAAGGUGGAUUGGCACCCGGUCGGUCACAACCUCUCUGGACAAGCCGCUAGUCGAGACCAUCUACUCCAAUCGGCUCGAAAGGAGACCCAUUCAACUACUGAAGAUUUCUUCUUAUCCAAAGCCUUCUCCGAUAGCUUAGGCCCGAGCAAAAUCAUUCCAUUCUUUUACAAGGCUAUCGGACCGGAUCAAUCCGGUGUGAUCGACCCGAAGGAUAUCUCAAUUACAACACUCGUUACCAGUAACCGGUUCAAGGUCUUUGCCAAGCUUGUGGAAAACUACCAGGGGCCCAUCUCGGCUACUAUCCACGUCUCGGAUUCACCCGGGAUCCUGCAGCCGUUGCUCGAUAGUCUAGACGAGCUCUACCACAGUUCCAAGUCGAUGUCAACUUGGGUGGAUAUUCAUUUGGUGGUUGAUUCGUUUGAUAGACAGUUUAACAUGUGGCGAAACGUGGCCAAGUUUUUCGCACGGACAGACUACGUGAUGAUGUUAGAUGUAGACUUCUGGAUAUGUACAGACUUCAGGCGGCGGAUCCUUGAUUCACCGGAGCUGAUGGACCAGCUGGCGGCGGGCACGAGUGCGUUUGUGAUUCCGGCGUUCGAGUACACCAAGCAGUCAGACGGCGUCGACCCAGACGGGUUCCCAUCCGAUAAACAGGCCCUCAUGAAACUUGUCUCAUCCGGCCAGAUCGGCAUGUUCCAUAAGAGCUGGAUGCCCGGCCAUGGCUCAACUAAUUAUACUCGCUUCUACAUCGCCGACCAGCUUGAUCAGAUUUAUCCUGCCUCCGGUUAUUCUCAUAGUUACGAACCUUACGUGGUUUAUAAGAAAGAUAAGACCCCUUAUUGCGAUGAAAGAUUCAUCGGUUAUGGGGCUAACAAAGCAGCAUGUAUAUUCGAGUUGUACCUCUCUGGGGUAUCAUUCUACGUGCUCCCGCAAGACUUCUUAAUCCACCAGUCCCACGCCUAUGCCGAGAAAACCAGACACCACGAACGCAGAUUCAACCGGAAGCUAUACUCAGACUUCCGGGAAGAGGUGUGUUUUCGAUACUUUAACGAGUUCUUGAAGCUUGGUGUUGUGCAUGAAAAAGGCCAAAACAUGUUGGGUGAAUGCAAGAGAAUUAGAGGCUUUGCAGAAGCCGCAGCUAGGCUUGGUCAAGCAAAUCUGGUGUCUAUAAACUUUAAAAAGUAG